CAGAAGCGGCAAGGCGGACACCGAUAUCAGCUGGAGUUACGGAGAUUUGCGCCUUCGGUUCCAGAAAGCACAAAUGGUGUUCAGCGAGAGAGAGUUGUGGGACUUUACGCACGUCACACCUGGCUGGAAAUUAAAUGAAAACGGAGGCGCACGGCGCAAAAAUUGACAUAAGACUGACAAACCCAGCGCAUAGGUUUUCUUUUGUGAUUACUGGCAGGGAGAGAAAACUAACACUGACUCGGCCAUUGGCUCUUCACUGUUUCUGGACAGAGUGAGGCUCCUUUAGCUUUUUCCCUGUCCAUUGUGUUUGGAGGAAAAAAAAAAAAAAAGGAAAAAUCAAGCUUGUCUGCAUAAAGACCUAUUCAGAAUCACCUCUCUUGGCCAGCGGCAAUAGAAUCAUCCAAGAAGUGCAGUAUCCCUCGCUCCAAGCUAUUCCUUUAUCCUCAGCCCCUUCUUUUCAAAACGCUUUACACCUAUACAUCCCCCUCAGCCUCUUUCCACUUUCCAGUCUUUUCUCCUAUUUGAAGUCCCACAUGACAGCCCAGAAACAUCCGUUACCCUCCCUGCUCUCCUCUCUCUCCAGCCCCUGCGGUGCUUGGCACCAGUGCCCAUCACAUAGACAGAUGGAGCCAACCCUGACCCCUCUCCUCGCCCAUGGGGAAGCCAAGAGAUUCAACGCCUGACUUGAUGAGAGGGGUGGGGGUUGGACUGAGUGUAAGACUUUGCGUGAAGAAAAGUAACAGGAAGAGCAGAAGGAGAGCAUCAUAUUGUCACCACGGCAACACAUCACACCAAAUCCUGUGGACUCCCUGUUAGACAUAGCCAAGGUUCUUAGAUGAAAUCACGCAUAGCUGGAAAAAACGGAUUGGAAAGGACCUGAUGUUUUCCCCUCAACAACUUUUAACUUUUUGUGUUUAACUAAAUAAUCUUGCUUUAGUUUUUUCUCUAUACAAGGUGUCAUCAAAACACUUGAUGAGUAGACUGAACAUUAAACAAUCUUGGAUUAAAGUGAGCACUACAUUUGGAAACUAAUUAAAAAAAAUGAGGGAAGAGGUAAGACAGUAUGGUUUUACGAGUUCAUAUCACCUGAGGAAACAAGAAGAAAAAAAUCUUAUGGGCUUUCACACAACACUUGGAAAUUAACUCCACAGCAGCAUCUGUUUAAUUUUCCUGAUGUCUGAUUUUUUUUUCUUGUUUCUUUUUCCAUCAGUUUUGUUUUGCUGUUUUUCAACUUUCUCUGCUGAUUAUCGGGACCCUGAUUACCAUAUAAAACCAGGCAACCAAUUUUAAAAGAACUACGCAUCACCAAUAAAAUGAGUCACUAAUAGCCUGUGAAAUGAAUCCAGCUGGUCAACAUAACAGAGGGGGGAAUACGGGCAUCCCAAAGCUUCCAGGUGACUGCCGCCGUGGAGGAACAAGCUAAAAAUUCUGCUGCUGCUGCUUGGAUUCUUUGCUUUGAAUAUUGAUGCAGUAAAGGACAAUCUGUAUCCACUGGCAGUGAGCUUGAAAGAUUUUCAUUCACACAAAGGCAACAGACCUAAGCUGACUUUCUGGGACCUUCCUGUACACACUGGUGCACACCAGGCUUAGUCAAGUCUCAUCAACUUCUGUCACAUUUUAGAUUUCCAUUUAGAAUUAGAGUGUUUUACGUUAAAAGUCUGCAAUCCUCUUUUAUCCUUUUCAUCAAGAAAUCCAGUAUGGGCCAAGGUUAUUGGUGGAUUCCGCUUUCUUUUUAAGGGGCUCAUCAAUACUAAUCAGGCUGGGACUAGCAGCAGGAUGUCAGAGUUGGACAGCUUUCCACCUUUAAAUGAGGACAGAGGCCCAGAUCUAGGCCUGAAUGGUCCAGCGGACCCAGUCCAAAUUCAGCACAGCAUCCUUGAGGAGCAGGUAGAGCUGUGGUGGUUCAGAGAUCCUAGAAAGUCAGUACUUUGCUACUGCGUCGCUGUGCUGCUAAUCCUGGGCUGUGGACUCGGAGGCGUCACCCUUCUCUCCACCACCACCAGUGUAUCGAGUGAAUGGAGGCUUGGUACUGGCACAGCCAUGUGCCUUCUGGCUCUGGGGGUUCUUCUCAAACAACUACUCAGCUCAGCUGUACAGGACAUGAACUGCGUUCGGAGCCGACGAAAGAUAGACAUGUUAAAGAGUGGCGGCUUGUCGGACAUUUUGGUGGUGUUAAUCACAGGACUUUCACUGCUAAUUUGUGGAGGAGUUCUUCUACAUUUUGCCCUGGUUCACGAUAUGCCAAAGCCAGGACAAGCCCUGAACGACAUGUACAUCUCUGGAGUGGUUUUGCUAGCAGGAGGAGGAGCGGCCGUGGUGGGCGUAGGAAUGUACACCGCAGUGGAUGUCCUACUUGAGAGGACAAGGCAUGGACGAAGACUUGUAGACCGAGUUCUGAAUGUGUUUACUGUGUCAGGACACAUGGACCGCCAUGCUCGCAGAGAGACUGCCUCAAGCUUGGCCAACCUAAUAUGAGACCCAACUGCAAUAAAGCUAUGUGAACAGAUUCCUCUCUCACCUUAAUUAGAGCAAAAUGUAACUUCAAAAGAUUUUCCUGAUGAAAAGAAAAGAUGGACACCUCACCUGAUUAAAAUAUGCAUGACGGAAAAUGAAUACAUUUGUAACAAAGACAUGAUGGGUGUGUGAUAUGAUCAGACACAGAGCAAAGGUAAAGUGAAGCACAACAAAUGACAAUGAUAAGACAUAAAAUAU
Cyprinodon variegatus (sheepshead minnow) is the source of this 2712-nucleotide messenger RNA. It is a transcript of the gene tmem125, whose product is annotated as transmembrane protein 125. The record is from RefSeq and is a predicted model, not a curated record. Lineage: Eukaryota; Metazoa; Chordata; Actinopteri; Cyprinodontiformes; Cyprinodontidae. The transcript is spliced from 3 exons. Bases 1777 to 2475 code for a protein of 232 amino acids.